GAGGCCCCUGACACUGCUUCGAUCGACUGGUCCCCGCCGCGACUCUGAUUGUAUCGCAGCUCACUCGAAAUAUGGCUGACCUAUCAACAGCGCCUGGCGCUUCACCAGGAACCGUAGCAGAAGCGCAUGACUCUCCUUCCCGUGCUUUCUAUCCCGAAGCGGUGCAGCACAACGUCAAGCAGAUUUCCUACAUCCGUUCAAUAUCCCUCUCACUUGCUGGUAGUGCUUCCGGCGUCCUGGGCCUCACAAAUCUCAAUGGCUUCUACUUCUACAUCAUCUCGCAGUUGCUCAUUUCCCUCUGCAUUCUGUUCAUCAACGCUAAAGGGCAACCCACCGCGUACCUCGUCGAUGCUGCAGUGAUCGACCUUCAACGCAAGCGUGCGCGGGUGCAUGCCGCUAUGGAGGCCAAAUCUGGGGGAGGUGAGAAGGCGAAAGGGAGGUCAAGUCAGGCGCAAGGAUUCCGGCAAGGACAGGGCCCGCCUGGCCUCGUUGGGACGGCUUGGAUGUGGAUUAAUCUGCUGCUUGUGGAUGGCGCGCAAGAUAAUGUGCUGAGCUAUGUGCUCUGGUGGACAUUUUGGUACGGAAUUGUACAUGUGUAUGAUUGAUUCGAAUGUAUUAACGAUGCAGAUUUUGUG
Messenger RNA from Tilletiaria anomala UBC 951, 635 nucleotides. RefSeq lists its product as uncharacterized. The record is from RefSeq and is a predicted model, not a curated record. The transcript is spliced from 2 exons. Lineage: Eukaryota; Fungi; Basidiomycota; Exobasidiomycetes; Georgefischeriales; Tilletiariaceae. The coding region runs from base 72 to 605 and encodes 177 amino acids. Gene Ontology annotation, cellular component: EMC complex; membrane; endoplasmic reticulum. Gene Ontology annotation, biological process: protein folding in endoplasmic reticulum; autophagosome assembly.